UCCACUGUUAACGUUGGCCUAAUAAACUGCACUCUAAAAAAUUCGAACGUGUACAGUACCCAAUGCUGUGAUUAGUCACGAGUGCACACAUAUACAUUGGCGAAUGGCAACCUCCGAUUGAUCGAAAACAUUAUUUUGACGCCAGCAUCAGUCGCACUUACGGCUGAUGAUGGACCCUUUUUGAACAUAGGACUUAGCCACACUGAAAACUUACAGAAUCUGCACGAAACUGUGUGGGCUGAUCAAGUAAAUGUUGAGGAACAUUUUUGUCGUUGCCUUGGUGUUGCUGGGGCUGCUUGUUGUGCAUGUCAACACAGCAGACACUGGUACUGGUAUUGUCUAUAAGUAUUGUAAAUCUUGGAAGUUUGUCAGCACCGCCACCGGGGAGUGUCGGAGAUGUCCAGGCUGUAAGCGUGGCCAAUAUCACGACAACUCAACACUGGGUCCACUAGACGAACAGCGAGGAGCUCUCCAAUGUCAUAUCUGUUUGCAAUGUCCAAAGGGCCAAUAUAGCGACCAGCACACGCGCGACUGGAGAGACCUGCGCUACUGUCGUCUGGACCGUAACUGUACCAAGAAGAACCGUCUGUAUAAGAGGAAACCUAAACAGAGCCGAAAGUCUGAGUGUGGACCUUGCUUGGACGGAUACGUUCAGGAGUCAAACUGGGAUGACGAUGAUGGUGUUUGUAACAAGAUACAGAAGACCACCAGUUCACCAGAAGUUAAGGUCACCAGUUCACCAGAUGUCAAGGUCACCACUUCACCAGAUGUCAAGGUCACCAAUUCACCAGGUGGUAUUAAACCCACUAGUUCAGUAGACACAAAUGCAUCAAACCCAGAGGACUACAUUGCACAAACAGAAAGCACCAAACACAAAUCAGUCCAGGGAACUGUUCCUAGACAAAACAUAGGGCACCUGGAAAAGACAGUGAAGGAGGAAGGUAAAAGAAGCCGAGAUCAUCACGAACAGUAUGCCGUAAUCACUAUAGUCCUCUACGUAGUUGGCAUCCUCAUGAUCAUUGGACUGUUAAUCUUCUUUGGUUAUAAACUCCGAAAGAAAACGGUUUGCUUCAACUCAUCAACGAACAAUGAAAGAAGUGAAUCUCCCCUUGGGAAUUCAAAAACUCCACUUAUGGUUGAUGGAGCUUCUUCACAGCAAAGCAGUCCUCAGCAGUCUGUUAUACAUAUAGGUGUUCCUCAAGUUACCACCGAACAGACUGGUUUUCGUGAAACUCUGGGGUCCGAUGUUGUCCUGUUUUCACUUGUGACUGGUGCAUGUGUACAGUCAGUGGUCUGGAAAAGAAUCCAGGGCGGUUUGAUCACUGUCCUGGCUGUGGAUAAUCAGAAGUAUGGAGGUUCGACCAUCACUGACCCCUCCCUUCACAUCUAUCACGUGUGUUUUGAGGACGAGGGUGUUUACCAGUGUACAGCAACUAACGAUGUGGGGACUGGCGCGAGUUCUCUCUGUCACCUCAAGGUCACAAAAAAUCCUGAUCUGGUGUUUACUGGCAAAGAGAUUGCCAGAGCUAAAGGGAUACAGUUACAGCCAUACAAUGAUGGAAUGCUACAUUGUGUAGCCAAUUACGCCACAGGUGACAAGUCGGAGAAUCACAUAAUGGAGAAGCUGUAUGACCAGCUGGAAAUCCCACCACACAGAGUGAAACAGAUCCGGGAGGACUUUAUCAGUAAGGGUGUGAGGGAGUGUGUCCUUGAGACCUUGAGCUGUUAUGUCAAGAAAAAAGACAAAAAAGCUACAGUGUACGCACUGUAUGAAGCUCUUACAGUUUGCCAGUAUUUCUACGAGCUACAGUUUUAUGUUAAAGUGUUUCGAGAUCAGCUUUCAGAAGAAGACAUGGACAUUCCAGUGAAUGAUAAUGGAACCGAUGACUGUGCAGAUGACGAACAGCAAGGAAGCAGUGACAUUUCUGUUGAGGAUUUGCAAGGAACUGAUGACACAUAUGUGUCUGAUGAGCAAGAAACUGUUCAGAUUUCGAUGGGCAGCCCACAAGUAACUGUUGAAGAUGAAGUGAAACUUGGAGUAGAAGAUGUAAGGUUCACCGUUUUGGAUCACUAGGCUUCUGUCCAAACCUAAUACUUUGCUGAUGAACCGUUUUGGAUCACUAGGCUUCUGUCUGAACCUUAUACUUGGCUGAUGAACUGUUUUGGAUCACUAGACUUCUGUCUGAACCUUAUACUUGGCUGAUGAACUGUUUUGGAUCACUAGGCUUUUGUCUGAACCUUAUACUUGGCUGAUGAACCAUUUUGGAUCACUAGGCUUCUGUCCGAACCUUAUACUUGGCUGAUGAACCGUUUUGGAUCACUAGACUUCUGUCCGAACCUUAUACUUGGCUGAUGAACUGUUUUGGAUCACUAGACUUCUGUCUGAACCUUUUACUUGGCUGAUGAACCGUUUUGGAUCACUAGACUUCUGUCCGAACCUUAUACUUGGCUGAUGAACCGUUUUGGAUUACUAGGCUUCUGUCCGAACCUUAUACUUGGCUGAUGUAAAUUUCUUAUUUCUUAAUGAAUACCAAGUAUAUUUCAACAAGUUAGGUUUAUCAAAACAUAAACUUUUUUACCCCACUUAUUGAGAUAUAAAUUAUAUUCAGUAGGAAUUAAGGACUGUACAAUUGAUUAGAUUUUCUUCAUUGAUCUUCCAUUACUUACUGAUCAGGGCUAGUUGAUAAAAUUAUGACAGAUGUAUAACUCGUCUUUGCUCAACCCACCACAUAUAGUUCCAAGGCUGAGGAACAUAAAAAGUAAAUGCUCAGAGGAAAUAUGUGACAUAGAAAAGCUGAUUCCAAAUUAAGAAUAGAUAUGUACUAAGGGAGACAACUUUGUUCAUACACACAAAGUUACCGACCAUUGUUAUUUGCACUGUUUAUACUGAUCUCCAAUAGGUAAGUUAGCUGUAAAAAUGACAAGUGAUACCAGUGUUUUCACUGUUGGGGGAAAAAGACAACUUUAUUAUAGGCUUAAAGCCAAACAUUUUGCCAGUAAAAUAGCGACGAUAGCAUGUAGUAAUUUUUUAAGUCUUUCCAAGUCCUUCUCUCUGUGAUAACGCAUCCACUUAAAUGUGUGUUGGGGUGAAUAACCCAGUGUAGUAGUUGUAAUACGUGUAAUGUGCUGUUUAAGGAAAUUUGAUAUUUUUAUAUUGUUAAAAAAUGAAUUUUCUUUGAACUUAUUUGAUAUUGACAUUGAUAAAAAAAAUGUCUUUAUUUCUUAUUUUAACUCUCCAAUAGCACCUUGUUUCAAACCACUGAAAUGGAAUGGAGACUUUAAAAGAUCUUAUAUUGUAAAUUUCUGUAGUUUUUGUGAAUACAUUGUAUUUAUUUCAUAAAGGAAACAGUUAAAUGAUACAGGCUAGGGUGCCACCCUCUUGUUUGAUAUAUAAUUUAUAUAUACACUUUUUUUUUACUCCAUUUGCUUUUCUAUGCAUGCUUUUUAUAAGUGCUUAAGCUCUAGUGUAGAUUUUAUAUGUACAGAGAAUUAAUGAGUUGGAGAAUUAUACUCGUAUAGCCUUAAAGGAUAUCUGUGUCUGUCUCGUCUGCGACAAAUGUCACAGAGGCUGCUAGGAAAUAGAUAUCACUUUUCUUGCAGUGACGGCAGCGUCAACGUUAUGUUUUGUAUUUUGCUGUUUCUACAAAAGUGUAAUUGUUAGAACAUCAAAUAUAGCCUAGUUGCAUCUUUGCAUCUUCAUUGCUAAUCAUGCAUCACACAGAUGUUACUGACUGUAGCCUACAUUUCACCAUUGACUGUUACAACAGGCUUAUCAAGAUGAAGUUUCUUUGUUUUGCUCCGAUUCAAAGCGAGGACAGGUGAGACAUACAAUUUCAUGGAAUUCUUGUCUAGGUUAUUUCUAUAGAUAUUUUUCUUUGUUUCAAUGUAAGGGAUGACAUAACAGUGAAAUGUUGAGUGAAAGUAUUUUAAACACCAAAUAUUUGUCAAAAAAUAGUUUUUGAUGUUUAUAUUUUUCUCUGAUGAUCAAAUAUCCUGACAACAGUAACCAUCUUUUCAUUCAUCCCAGACCCACAUCUAUACUGGUAGAGAGUAGAGUGUGUCUGUUUAGUAAUGGUAGAGAGUAGAGUGUGUCUGGUCAGUAGUGGUAGACAGUAGAGUGUGUCUGGUCAGUAGUGGUAGACAGUAGAGUGUGUCUGGUCAGUAGUGGUAGACAGUAGAGUGUGUCUGGUCAGUAGUGGUAGACAGUAGAGUGUGUCUGGUCAGUAGUGGUAGACAGUAGAGUGUGUCUGGUCAGUAGUGGUAGACAGUAGAGUGUGUCUGGUCAGUAGUGGUAGACAGUAGAGUGUGUCUGGUCAGUAGUGGAAGACAGUAGAGUAUGUCUGGUCAGUAGUGGUAGAGAGUAUAGUGUGUCUGGUCAGUAGUGGUUGGCAGUAGAGUGUGUCUGGUCAGUAAUGGUAGAGAGUAGAGUGUGUCUGGUUAGUAGUGGUAGAGAGUAGAGUAUGUCUGGUCAGUAGUGGUAGAGAGUAUAGUGUGUCUGGUCAGGAGUGGUUGGCAGUAGAGUGUGUCUGGUCAGUAAUGGUAGGGAGUAGAGUGUGUCUGGUUAGUAGUGGUAGACAGUAGAGUGUGUCUGGUCAGUAGUGG
Molecule: messenger RNA, 4602 nt
Organism: Mizuhopecten yessoensis (Yesso scallop)
Lineage: Eukaryota; Metazoa; Mollusca; Bivalvia; Pectinida; Pectinidae
Exons: 9
Coding region: 251-2074 (607 amino acids)
Biological process (GO): positive regulation of JNK cascade; positive regulation of canonical NF-kappaB signal transduction
Cellular component (GO): plasma membrane
Molecular function (GO): signaling receptor activity
Source: RefSeq, a predicted model, not a curated record